GACGCACAUCCUCCAGCAUGAUCCUCUGGCUGAUAUCGAUCAUGUUUGCGACGGCGGUGUCCACCGGCCAGACUCAGACACUGGAGCCGACCAACAUUAUCAACGGGCAGCCUGCCGCAGACAAACAAUUUCCACAUCAGCUGUUUUUUGCGAUCAGAAAAGGAGACAGCUAUUAUCUCUGCGGUGGAAGUUUGAUAUCCAACCAGUGGGUCGUCACAGCCGCUCAUUGCUUCAUUAACGCCGAUGUAUUCUUGGCCAUUAUGGGUACGAAUACACCGUUGCCGAUUUUGGAUGACGGUCGAGUCAUGAUAGUCGGUAACGAGUUCUACAUCCAUGAAAAGUAUGAUGAGAAUUCUUUUAUUAAUGAUGUGGCGCUGGUGAAACUUCCGCGGGAAGUUCAAUUCAACGCAAGAAUUCGCCCGAUCCGGAUAGCCACGGGUUCCCGGAACUACUACGGAGAAAUGGGCGUCGCCAGCGGUUGGGGACAAACGACGGAUGAUAGCGAUUCUGCCAUCGAGCUGCAGUACGCUACCUUAAAGGUGAUCUCAAACCAGGAGUGCGUGUUUGUGCAUUUUGGUUUGGUCCACCCAUCGACCCUGUGUGCCGCUGGUUCGAACCACGAGUCGACCUGCUACGGAGAUUCCGGUGGUCCGUUGGUUUCGUUGCGGGACGGGACACUUAUUGGGAUCACAAGUUUCGGCAGUUUCAUCUCCUGUCAAAGAGGAAUACCGGUUGGGUUUACGCGCGUUACCAGUCACGUAGAUUGGAUUCGGAGCAAAACGGGAUUGCCGUUGUAAGUUUUUUUUUCUGUUAGAAUGUCCAGUCGCUAACGUAAG
Culex quinquefasciatus (southern house mosquito) is the source of this 836-nucleotide messenger RNA. Its product is annotated as chymotrypsin BI. The coding region runs from base 18 to 797 and encodes 259 amino acids. NCBI's taxonomy places the organism in Eukaryota, Metazoa, Arthropoda, Insecta, Diptera, Culicidae. Gene Ontology annotation, biological process: proteolysis. Gene Ontology annotation, molecular function: serine-type endopeptidase activity. The transcript has a single exon. The record is from RefSeq and is a predicted model, not a curated record.